AUGCGUCCUAUAUUGAAGAAGAGACCUGGAGAAGUUGGCUGUCAGUUCCCAGGAAAGUUCUCGGCAAAGAGCUGCAAUUUGAAAAGUGGAGGACACAGACAGACGAGAAGAGACGUGAGGCAGGUGGGCCUGAAAACCCAAGUCCUCAGCAAGCCUCCUUCCAACCCGUCUAAAGCUUCAAUGAGUAAUGCUGAUUCUCCUGGCCAUCUUUCCCCGGCACAUAGUCAGGGUCUGGCAGAAACCCUGGUCAAAUACACUGGAAAGCAAAAGAGAGGAGCCAGGCUAGGGGAGCCCCAGAAAGCCGAGGAGAAAAGGUGCAGUCGGGUGACAUUCAGCUUGACACCCUCAGACUUUGGGGCCUUCCCGUCUUACACCUCCAUAGAUGAGGACAUCUAUGAAACUAGCCGCCAUGCUGUCUUCAAUCCUGAGCUGGUCAUUGCCCACUGCUUCAGGCAGUUGAAAGAGAAAGACUUCCACCUGCCACAGAGCCGCAGGCGGAUCAUCAUUGUGCCUGGGACCAAGGACCAGGUGCCAGCCCAUGCCGCAAGGCCUCCUCAAGCUCCCCCUCCACCUAUACCUAGCUUCAAAGCUCUGGAUAUUGAAGACAUCCAAGAGCCACCUGUGGACAGAAAGGUCUGGUUGAGCCAGAGGGCAAGGCUCCGGAGGCAGCUGGAGUCGUUUGGUGAUGUCAAGACAUGGCUGCAGAAUAAGCCCAGCAUCACACCGUCAGAGGCCAAGGUUCUGCUCAUGAUCCGCCAUGAGCAAAAAGCCUCCGAAGAUACCUUCAUUUCAAUCAGGAGACCCAAGGGCAAAGUUCCCAAACCUAUUCAUCAACCUAUACCCCAGCUGCGACUGCCCAAGCCCUCUAUCCUGGCGGACUUGUACGCCUACCUGAAGACCCGAAAGAUCAAGAUCCUGGAGGUAUUUAGCAAGGUGGAGCGGGGUGAGAACCAGCACAUCUCGAGGGAGGAAUUUAUCAUGGCUCUAAAGGCAAUCGGAGUUCCUCUGAAGAACCAGGAGCUGGAGGACAUCGUCAUCUACCUCGGCUCUCUCGGGAAGCAGAACGCCAUCACCACCGAUGCCCUGGCCAGCACCUACAAGCAGUGGUCACUGUCCCAGCAGAAAAGUACCAUGCCCACUGCCAGGGAGUAUUUCAGUUUGACUAGGAAGAGAGCAUUCCUGAAGCGUUACCCCCCAAAGCAGCAGGCUGUCACAGCCCCACAGCCCCCCAAGAUGGACCUGCUAAAGGUACCUGAGGUUGAUACAAAGAUGGAGGGGCGGCCCAUGACAGAUGAGGACAUGGAGGAUGUGGGCAAGCGGUACCGAGAGAGGCGGAGGCAAAACAAGCUUUGUCUCCCCUCUAUCCAAUACGUGGAGAGAUGCCGCCUGGUUCGUUCUGGGACAAAGUCCUUUGAUGAUCACUGCCUACCGACCACCAUUUCUGGGGAGAUGGAGGAGCUGAUUAAUAUGACCCGCAUGAAUAACUUCCUGGUCUACCUGCAGUGCUGGGAACUCUGUGAGUCCUACGGUCUCUCGCUGACUGAGGACAUCCUCAUGAGAGCGCUACUGUAUCCUGGAGACAAGAUAAUUACUCUGAAAGAAGAAGUCCGCCCGAUCCGGCAGCCUGGAGGCUACUAUAUAGACGAGAGGAUUGUCCACAGCCUAGCUGGAUUUGGGACCCGGGGCCUCCACAAGCUCGGGGCGAAGAAGACAGACAAGAAAACAUCAAAGAAACUCAAGAAAAUGCACUUCGAGGAGUUCGAGGAAUUUACGGGGAAGCUGAAGGACAAGAGCAUCAGUGGUCCCUCAUACACCCACCCCAAUUACUUCUGGCCUGGUCACCUUGUAGACAAGCUGCGGCUCUACCUGCCCACUGUGGCCAGGGACCAGAGCCAGGCAAUCUUCAGCUGUGUGGAACGUACGCGCCAUGCUUACCCGGCCAAGUACCACUCUAAAGAUUGGUGGCCCAUGAAGGACUGGGCUUAUAUGACCCAUGCUAAUUACGAUGCAAACAAGGUGUACUCCAUCAACUAGAGUGGCCUGAGGGCUGCUGAGCCAGAAGACGGGCAGCUAGGGGCCCACAGCUGCAGACAUGAGAGAUC
This is a messenger RNA of Microtus oregoni (creeping vole), 2102 nucleotides long. RefSeq names its product EF-hand calcium binding domain 12 (gene Efcab12). The transcript has 9 exons. Bases 1 to 2034 code for a protein of 677 amino acids. The record is from RefSeq and is a predicted model, not a curated record. Gene Ontology annotation, molecular function: calcium ion binding. Lineage: Eukaryota; Metazoa; Chordata; Mammalia; Rodentia; Cricetidae.